Messenger RNA from Homarus americanus (American lobster), 1776 nucleotides. Its product is annotated as cysteine--tRNA ligase, cytoplasmic-like. Gene Ontology annotation, molecular function: ATP binding; cysteine-tRNA ligase activity. Lineage: Eukaryota; Metazoa; Arthropoda; Malacostraca; Decapoda; Nephropidae. The coding region runs from base 193 to 1755 and encodes 520 amino acids. The record is from RefSeq and is a predicted model, not a curated record. Gene Ontology annotation, cellular component: cytoplasm. The transcript is spliced from 11 exons. Gene Ontology annotation, biological process: cysteinyl-tRNA aminoacylation.
AUGUAUAGGAGGCUUUAAUGUAAGAAUACCUAAGUUUGCUUGUCUCUGACGUUUUGGCUAUUUAUAUGACGAUAGUGCAGGUGGAGGUCAGCAAACUCUUGGAACAACUGUCAGAGAGUGUUGUGACGGCACCGAGUGUGAGCUCUUUCAAGACCAGACUGGAGUAGGUUCAGGUCUUAAACAUCUUGAGUCAUGCCUAAACGUCCUGAUCCAAGGUGGUCUCUUCCCAAAGGUGUUGAACCCCCAAGAUUGCACCUGUAUAACUCGCUCACACGUAAAAAGGAAUUGUUUUUACCUCAAGGUCAUGUCGUGACAUGGUACAGCUGUGGACCAACUGUAUAUGAUGAUUCCCAUAUGGGGCAUGCAAGGUCGUACGUCAGUUUUGAUAUUCUUCGUCGUGUCAUGCAAGACUACUUUGGCUUUGUCAUUCAUUAUGUCAUGAACAUCACAGACAUUGAUGAUAAAAUCAUCAAACGGGCCCGCACCACGUAUUUAGUGAAGCAGUAUCGUGAAUCACAGGUGCCAAGGGAUCAGGUGUAUGAUGAUAUUGCUGCUGCAAUGGAACACCACAAUGCCAUCAUUGCCACAACCACUGAUCCAGAUAAGUGUAAAAUGCUCAUCGAUGAAGUCCAGAAGGUAAAGAUUGCAGCUGAAGCUUUAAAAACAGUGACCAACUCAAGUAAUGCAGCAGAAGCCUCAGUAAAACAGGAAGAGCUCCUAGCCAGUGCUUCUAGUGUGCUGGGGGAAUGGCUAGAUAAGCAAAAAGGAAGAGACAUCACUGACAAUUCUAUCUUUGCUGAACUGCCUCGUCAUUAUGAAGAAGAAUUCAACAAAGACAUGGAAGCUCUAAAUGUACUUCCUGCAGAUGUUAUCACCAGAGUCUCAGAAUAUGUACCCCAAAUUGUUGAAUAUGUCGAAAAGAUAAUAGCCAAUGGUUAUGCUUAUGAAUCUAAUGGAUCUGUGUACUUUGACGUGGGCAAGUUUGAUGCUGAACCCAACCAUUAUUAUGCAAAAUUGGUACCAGAGGCUUAUGGCAAUCAGGAGGCCCUAGAAGAAGGAGAAGGAGCUCUUUCUUUAAAUACUGCACAAGAAAAGAGAAGUCCGAAUGAUUUUGCAUUAUGGAAGGCUUCUAAACCUGGAGAACCAGCUUGGCCCUCUCCCUGGGGUCCUGGUCGCCCUGGAUGGCAUAUUGAAUGUUCUGCCAUGGCCUCAGACGUUUUGGGAGAGUCUCUUGAUAUUCACACUGGUGGUGUUGACCUCAAGUUCCCUCACCAUGACAAUGAACUGGCCCAGGCUGAAGCUCACUACAACAAUGACUACUGGGUGCGUUACUUCCUGCACACAGGUCAUUUGCAUAUUGAUGGCUGCAAGAUGAGCAAGAGUCUCAAGAACUUUAUCACCAUCAAGAAGGCUUUACAGGAUAACUCAGCCUCUCACCUUCGCAUUGCUUUCCUCUUACAUGCCUGGAAGGACACACUUGACUAUAGCUCGAACACUAUGGAAGGAGCUCGACAAUUUAACAAGAUGGUUACCGAGUUUAACUUAAACAUUCAAGAUCUAAUUCGCCGAACUGGUUGCACAAGCAGUGAAUGGACACCUAUGGAAGUGUCUCUACAGUCAGCAUUCAACUCUGGCAGAGUUAGUGUCCAUAAAGCUCUGUGCGACAACAUCGACACAAGAACAGCACUAGAUCAUAUACGGGACCUCAUUACAGAAGCCAACAAGUACAUGAACAACAAUGUUAAGGUAAAGUAAAAUAUCUCAUAGCUGUUUACU